This is a messenger RNA of Miscanthus lutarioriparius, 1362 nucleotides long. Lineage: Eukaryota; Viridiplantae; Streptophyta; Magnoliopsida; Poales; Poaceae. The record is from the annotation of a GenBank genome assembly.
AUGCUCUUCUUCGCCGCCGACACCACCAACCCCAGCUCCCAGAGCGGCCACGGCCUCGUCCAGGCGCAGGAGCUGCUCCAGACCGCUAUGCGCAGGCUCCAACUCGAGCUCCAGUUCCUGCUCGACAAGCACGACGAAAGCCAACAACAAGCGGCCGGCGCAUCCGCUGCCGGUGCCAGCAGUAUACGCGCGGUGGCUAAGGCCAUGAUGGCCGCCGGCUACGGCAAGGAGUGCAUUUCCACCUUCAAGUCCCACCGUCGCACGGCUCUGGCCACCAAGCUGCAGCGUCUGCUCGGCUUCUCACCUCCAACUGCUAGUGGUAGCAGCAGUAACUCGUUGUCGUCGUCGUCGCUCUUCCACAAGCUCACCUGGGAGCAGAUCGACGGCAACAUCAUACCGUCGUGGAUCGCCACCGCCACCGUCGCCUUCAGCUCCCUCUUCACCGGGGAGAAAGACCUCUGCGACACGGUCUUUGCCCGCGACGCGGCUGUUCGUGAGGCUGUGUUCGCGGCCAUCGCCAACGACCAGGCCACGAGCCUCCUCGGCAUCGCGGAGGCCGCGGUGGCAAGAGCAAGGCGCGCCCCGGAACGCCUGUUCCGGGUGCUCGACGUCCAUGACGCGCUCACCGAGGUACUGCCGACGCUCUUGUCCGUUUUUGGGGACAACUCCGAGGUCGCCACCAGGGCCGCCGUCGUGGUCACCAAGGCGGGCGAGGCUGCGCGCGGGACCCUGAGCAGCUUCGAGGCGGCAAUCCAGAAGGAGCCGUCCAAGGCCACCACGGCCGGCGGCGCGGUGCACCCGCUGACCCGCUACGUGAUGAACUACCUCGUCUUCCUCGCCGACUACCAGGAGGGCCUUGCUCUCAUUUACGAGCAACCUGAUGCAGAAGGCGCAGACUACACCUCAUCAGUUUCUGGCAACGUUUCGCCGGAACAUUAUGCGCUGUCAACGACAUCGUCUCCGUCGUCGAGCAUGUCGUCGUCGUCGUUUUACAGUUACAGCCCGAUCCAUCGGCUGGUGUCGGUUCUGCUGGGCAAGCUGGACGCCAAGGCCGGGUGCUACCGGGAGGUGGCGCUGAGCUACCUCUUCCUGGCGAACAACACCAAGUACGUGGCCAACAAGGUGGCCGGCAGCGGCAGGCUGCAGGGGGUCCUCGGGGAGGAGUGGGCAGAGGCGCAGGGCGCCAAGGCGCGGGCGCACGUGGAUGUGUUCGUGCGCGCGGCGUGGGGCAAGGUGAUGGCCGCCAUCUCCUCCGUGCCGCAGGAGCCUGAGGUUGUGGAGGCGGCGGUGUUGGAAGCGAUGGGAAUGCAGGAUGCCAGGAUCAGUGGGUGGCGGCGGACGAGGAGAUGGGCGGGGCGUUGA